UUGGAAAAAGUGCACUGUGUUUAUGCGUGCGUUGCAACACACCAAUACCUUGAAAAUGUACAUUCUCUGGACCAGAGUUGGACCAAACUCUGCGGACUGCCUCUGUUUUCUCCUUCUACUAACCACGCAUUUCUCUGCAUAGGCACUACACCCUCUCCUGGACAUUUACAAGAAAUGCAAUAACAACCCUUCCAUUUAAUUUACCCAUUUCCUGUUAGAGAGCUCCAGCUAUUUAGUAUUGCACUUCCAUAAAGUGUGGGAUGACGAAUUAUCACAAUUGAAGAAGUAGAGGUUUGGUUCAAGCUCUGAAGUCCACACCACUAAUUUGUAGCAAAGAGUGUCACACUUGGCUUACCCCCUGGUUGUGGGCAUAUGUGCGGCGCUGGUUGCUGUUGUUGUCGCGCUCUUGGCUGUUUUUAUUCUGCUGCUUCACAAAUGGAAGAUAAAUAAGGGAAGUGAUGGUUUGAACACCAGGGAAAAGUCAGACAACACAAACACAGAGUUUGUCACCUAUGAAAACUGGGAUCGAGCCACCUGGGGCGACUCCACAUACCAGAGCCUUGAUCCAGCCAGCAGAGACCAGGACCAGCUCUACUUUACCUUCACAUAGGAUGUGCCGUUGUUGAAUGGACACUUUUUUAACAUAAAAUCUUUCAGUGCAAAUGUGUGCGAUUCCUUUUUUGAACAUCAUUGGUCCUUCAUCUGAUGCACCUUCUGCUGACGGACUGUGUGGGACAAAGUAAAGGAAGGGAUCAUUCACUAAUCUAAGUCUAAUCAGGUGUCAGUUAUGAGUCAGACAGCAGUUCGACCUGAUGGUGGAGGCUCGAGGCAGAAUCUCCAGAUUCAGAUUUAUUCAACUUGAGAAAAGGUCUGAAUGACCAACGGUUGCUGUAGUGAACUUUUACAAUAAACUGUUUACAGGAAGUAAGAGUUUUAAUGCAGCAAAAUGACUGAGUACCUGAGCAUUUACCUAAAGCUCAGUUCUGAGAAUCAAGAGAGGGAGUGGGUGAGAGAGCAGGAAAACAUGUUGAAAUAAAAACUUAACCACAACCUCACUGAGCAAUUUAGUGGAAGCUGAAGUGAGGAACUAAGUUUGUUUAUACAUCAGAGACACAGUGGAAAGUAAAGUGGUAACAUUUCUCCUGCAGUUGAUUAAUUUCUCUUCAUCAGGAUUAAAUUCAGAAUGAAUAUCCACCAUGCUCUGCUCUUCUGCUGCUUAUCAGCACUGUCUGAUAGAAACACUGGUCUUAUCAAUGCACAGACAAUUUUUACAAAAACUGAAGGAGAAGAUUUCAAACACAACUUCACUGUUAUGAAGGCUGAAAAAAGCAGAAAGUACCUCUGUAGGAAUGAGUGCAAAGAAGGAGACGUGCUCAUCGAAACACACGGCAGAAGAGCUCAGAGCGGCAGAUACAUCAUUAGAUAUGACGGUGUUUUGAAUGUAGCCAUCACAGAGCUGACCCAGUCCGACGCGGGACGGUACAGGUUUGGUAUAAGCAACUCUUCCACACUGGGUGUAUUCCAGGACUUUAAGAUCAAAGUUAGAGAGCUGUGCGAAGGAAGCGUCGUCAUUGGAGAACCUAGAGAUUAUAGCAGCACCGAAGGAGGAAAUGUCACAAUUAGAUGCUCCUUGGGUGCAGCUGAACGAAACAGGAAGUUCCUCUGUAGGGAGGACUGUAAAAAGGUUCUCAUUGGAACCAUUGAUGUAGUAGCAAAGAGUGGCAAAUACAGCAUUGUGUAUGGGAGCAAUAGAUUCUUCAAUGUGACCAUCGCACAGCUGACCAAGUCCGACUCUGGACGGUACCGGUGUGGUGUAGGAAGACAAUCGUCAGAAAACAGGUGCCUGGAGUUUGAGAUCAUUGUUACAGGUGGUCACACGUUGCCUCUGGUUGUUUGUCUGAUGGUGAUUGUGCUUUUAGCCGUUUCUCUCCUGCUCCUGUACAAAUGGAAGAGAAGAAGCUCCACCGGUGAGUUAACUUCCUGUUAUGUCACCUGUAUCAUCAAUAAUUACAAACUGAGAACAAAGAAAACUUUCUGCUCCACAGAUUUGAAAUGCUGGAGAACCUUGACUCACAGCAACAUGGAGUUUGUCCCCUAUGACGACUCUGCCCGAGCCUCCACGCUGGAAGACCCCGUAUACGAGAACCUCAGUUCACCCAUGUAUGAAACCCUCCACAAACAAGACGCAGAUAGUGAUCAGAUGUACUCCACACUCAGACAACACAUAUGAUUCAUGAUGUUAUUAGUUUUUUUUUCUGAUUUACUCUUCGUUUUCUUUCUGUCUUGUGUGUGUGUGUGUGUGUGUGUGUGUGUGUGUGUGUGUGUUUUUGUUGUCAUUGCUGUUAUGGAUGUUUAUAAAUUGGCACAUGCAAAUGAAAUUUAUUUUUUAUUUCAUGCUUUGUAUCUGUCUUUCUAUUGAAUAAAAAUAAAAGGAAUUUGUUGAGUCUGAGGAGAUUUUGAGAGGUUGUUUCUUGAUGCUUUCAUGAUUUCAAAACUGGACACUUUUUGAGAGUGUUAAUGAGGAACUAGACAUGAAGGCAUUUCUGUUAAAUCUACUUCACUAAAUUUGUUCUGGAUUAACAGGAUUUCUUUGAGGGACAUGUUUUCAUUUUGAUGGUCUUAUAUUGAAGAUCUGGUUUGUUUUUUCUUUUCUACAACACAAUGUUUUCUAGUAUGAGUUGAGGAACAUGUCCCUGAUUCUA
Molecule: messenger RNA, 2702 nt
Organism: Seriola aureovittata
Lineage: Eukaryota; Metazoa; Chordata; Actinopteri; Carangiformes; Carangidae
Product: polymeric immunoglobulin receptor-like
Exons: 8
Coding region: 1184-2230 (348 amino acids)
Cellular component (GO): plasma membrane
Molecular function (GO): transmembrane signaling receptor activity
Source: RefSeq, a predicted model, not a curated record